Messenger RNA from Hevea brasiliensis (rubber tree), 1210 nucleotides. RefSeq names its product ras-related protein Rab11C. The record is from RefSeq and is a predicted model, not a curated record. NCBI's taxonomy places the organism in Eukaryota, Viridiplantae, Streptophyta, Magnoliopsida, Malpighiales, Euphorbiaceae. The transcript is spliced from 3 exons. Gene Ontology annotation, molecular function: GTPase activity; GTP binding. Gene Ontology annotation, cellular component: endosome. The coding region runs from base 183 to 830 and encodes 215 amino acids.
UCCCUUUAAAAUAGAGAGAGAGAGGGAAAAAAAAAAAAAAACAAAAUCUCCAAUUUUAUUUCUCAUAGAAAAUUUCUGCAACCCAAGCACUCCAGCGAGAAAAAAAAUUCCUCUUCUCGAUCUAUUCGCCUUAGGUUUCGAGAGAUCUGAGGAAAGAGGAGAGGAAAGGAGGAGAUUAGAAUAUGGCGCAUAGAGUAGAUCAUGAGUAUGACUAUCUGUUCAAGAUCGUUCUGAUUGGAGACUCUGGCGUGGGAAAAUCUAAUAUCCUUUCCAGGUUUACCAGAAAUGAAUUCUGUUUGGAAUCCAAAUCCACUAUUGGUGUCGAGUUCGCUACUAGAACUCUUCAGGUGGAUGGAAAGACAGUAAAGGCACAGAUUUGGGAUACAGCAGGUCAGGAGCGGUACCGGGCUAUUACAAGUGCAUAUUAUAGAGGAGCUGUUGGUGCCCUUCUUGUUUAUGACAUAACCAAGAGGCAAACUUUCGACAAUGUUCAAAGGUGGCUGCGUGAAUUGAGGGACCAUGCAGACUCUAAUAUUGUCAUUAUGAUGGCUGGAAAUAAGUCUGACUUGAAUCAUCUAAGAGCUGUUGCAGAGGAGGAUGGUCAGAGCUUGGCAGAGAAGGAAGGUCUCUCAUUUCUGGAGACAUCGGCAUUGGAAGCAACCAAUAUUGAGAAGGCAUUCCAAACCAUAUUGACAGAGAUCUACCACAUCAUAAGCAAAAAGGCAUUGGCAGCACAGGAAGCAGCCGGCAAUUCUACUCUUCCUGGUCAAGGAACCACUAUUAAUGUUGCUGAUACAGGGAAUACGAAGAAAGGUUGCUGCUCCACUUAAUUCUAUACUUGAGGAAGGAUAGCAUUGGUAGCAAUCAGUCCUUUUAUUUUUUUUUUUAACAAUUAUUUUUUGAAAAAAAUUCUUUUUCAUUUUUUGGCUGAGAGAGGGAGACUGUAGAUUACUUGUUUUUUUACUUAAAUUGAGUUUGUGACAUUGAAAAAAAAAAAAAAAGGUCGGUGCUGUUAGAAUUUCAGGAUGGGAUGUUCUCUGUAUUUUUUUCUUGUAUGUUACUUUAAAGAUGGAACUGACUGAUAGCAGGGAUGUAGAGUGAAGUCACAUUAUCGCGAACCAUAAAAGGGGAAGCAUUUAGUACUCGUUAUGGGUUUUGUUUGUUGAUCUACUUCCUAACUUGUAAUAAAAGCUUCUUUCCCUUUGUGACA